AUGAUGCGCGAGCCCCUCUUCCCCGGUGGGAGCGUCUCCUCUGCCUCUGUCGGUCGUCGUCGGGGCUCAGAACCAUCCGAAGUGUCGUCUCCCGACGAGGCGGUUUGACUUUCGGAGGGACACUCUCGUGAACAAUGUAGAGAUGGAUUUUGUCAGGCUGUUUGCCGCCGUCGCCGUCCUCCUCCUCCAGCCCGCAUCCGCCUCCAAAGUAAAUGGCCAAAUGAUCUGUCGGCGUGGGACAGAGCGACCAUGCUACAAGGUGUCCAACAUCCAGGACAGCAGACGGAGACUGACCUUUGAGGAUGCCAGGCAGGCCUGUGGCUUGGAUGGUGGCGAGUUGCUCAGCAUUGAAACAGAAAGCGAGCAGCGACUGAUAGAGAGGUUCAUACAGCAGCUGCAAGCUGGAGAUGGAGACUUCUGGAUUGUUCUCCGCCAUAGCCCCCAGCGCUACAGGGCAGGGAACACAAACCCAGGUUGCCCCUCGCAGUACUACUGGCUGGAUGGAAGCAAGGCCAAAUACAGGAAGUGGCAUUGGGAUGAAGCGUCUUGUCGUGGUGAAAUGUGCGUGGUUCUGUACGACCAGCCAUCUGCACCACCUGACGAAGAAGGUCAUUUCCUGUUCCAGUGGAAUAACUGCAACUCUAAGAACAAGGUUGUCUGCAAAUACCCUGAAGAAAAGGUACCAGUAUUUACUGAUAGGAACAUGACACAUGCAGUUCCAUCCCUGAGGCCAAAAUUAUUCUCAACUACAGAAAGUGAUGAGAGGACAAAAAUAGUGCUACCUGAGUCAUCAGUAUCUCUCUCAGACAACACCCAGUAUGUUUCCUACAUCCUUUAUGGAACUAUUCCAACUGUCCUGCUGCUGCUGUUUGCAGCUGCUGGGAUCUUCUGCUACAAACAGCAUGCUAAGAGGAGGAAGGCAGAAACACAAAGCUAUCCCAGCACAUCACAACCAUGGAUGUCGACAACAGCUUCACUUUGCCCCGUACAAGGACCUUAUGCCUUUCGUGAUGUUACCAAACUGCCUCACACCGCCCUCGACAGCAGCAUGCCCGCAGACAUCAUGACAAAGUACCCCUGCGCUCCCUCCCAGGACUCCCAGUGUGACGAUUAUGAGAAUGUGUCAUGCACGUACAGGGAGAGCGGUUUCGUGACCAACGACAUCUAUGAGACCUGCAGAGCUCAGAGCCGGAGUCAGACUGGUUGGGUGGAAAACGAGAUCUAUGGAUAACACUGUUGGUGCCUCUCUGGUCUCUGCAGGUGUCUGUCAACCUCAUAGCAGCUAAAGAAAGUGACCCAGCUAGACAGAAGAACACACUGUUCUCCAUCCCAUUUUCUUUGAACCCCACUGGUCACUUGUGUGGUGUAAGUUUACUAAACAGGCGGCUGUGUCAGCCUGGUUAUUUGAGGAUAGACCCAUCGCCUGUGUGCAUCUCCAGUGCAGCUUUGUGAGCAUCCAGCAUUCAAUGUCGCAAGUCCCAUUAAUGCUUAAUGCAGUGUUUCCUAAUGUUUGGUAAAAUGUGACUCCAUAUUUAGGGGCAGUUCUUCCCAGAACCCCACCAAUAGACAAUUCUCAUGGUCAAAUUAUCAAACAAAUUGUGAAAUUGUUAAGACAAGUCUGCAGUUACGAUAGCAGAUAUAUGAGGGUCAAUCUUGGCACAGUUGUGAUUUUAGCUGCAACAUGAUGAACAUUGCACAGAUGAUCAUAAAAAGAUCAACGACAACCAGCUGAUAUUUAACUUGUAUUAUGUUUUACCAUAGCCACCAGUUUAGUGUAUUGUAAUGCAAAUAUUUGCUAAUUAACUAAAUCCUAGAUACAGGUGGGGCUAAUGGAAAUGCCAUCCAUCUACUGUGAUAGUGGUUGAGAUAUUUCAUCGUGGACCAAAAUGGUGGACAGAUGGACAACACUAAUAUAUUUCAAGUUUAUUUAAUAUAAAGUAUUAUUAAAAAAUCCAUCAAACAAAUUUCAGUCAGCAUAGGAAAUCUUAUUCUGACAGUGUAAAGAAAAUACAUUUUUAUUCAAUUUGACUUGAACCUAUAGUUCUUUCCUUUGUCCAGUUUUGAACCAUCAUCUCUGACGAGUCAUGUAGAAGUAGCAUAGAGGCAAAGUAGUAUUAAUGAAUUAAAUUUAGCAUUAAUGAGCCAGGUUCAGCGUGGUGGCCUAGCAAGUGCUACUACAUUUAGCAUGGUGGAUGACACAUCCAACCCUGGGAACAUGUACAAGUUUGAGGCCUCACGCAAGGUUACUCAUCUUGUAAACAAUCCAAAAUUAAACUACUCAGCCAUUUUCCAGCAACGUCACUAGAUAUCACUCUAUGAGGCACGAGGACAGAGAGAUUGUGUUAGCUCUCUACUGCUGUGGAGAUGUCCUAUUUAGGGACUAUUCUGACCUUUUCUCUCAAUCUGAAGAGCGGUGUGAACGCCGUUUAAGGCUUCCUGUUUGGACUCUGAUGUCAGGGAACAGGACAGUGCGUGCGGAAACACUGAUGACAGAACUCUGCUGACCCCAGCUAACCUUGAAGCUGCGGCCUCCUCCGUCUCCGUUUGACUGUGCAAGAAACUCAAACAUCCCACUGAUUCAACACGCACACAUUAUUUAGGAGAGACCAGUUUUGAACUUAUCAUGGAUUUAUUCAUCAUUGUUUUCUUGCAAAAGAAUAUACCUGUCUCAUAAACGUGUAUAGAUAUCACAGUUAUGUCUGAGUUUGCACCGAGUGGGCCGUUGGGUCGGUGUGUUGGAAAGAUGUAGUAAGCCCAGUAAGGAGAGGCUGAGUGUGUUCUUGGAGAAUGUUAGACAGGAAAUGCCAAAAGCACAUCUGGAACUCUUACAUUCAGGAAGUCUAUGCGUGACAGCAGAGGCCUUUGGAGCGCUGCUCUGCUUGCCUGCUUAGCAAUCCGCUGUUCUCUGUUUGACUGUCUCUGCGGGGGCUCAAGAGAACAACCACUGGGCGUGGAUGUGCGCUGUACCUCGAACAUGACAUGAUUUUUGGGCGUGUAAUAAAGUUUGGUCACUCAAAAGUA
Messenger RNA from Scophthalmus maximus (turbot), 3021 nucleotides. RefSeq names its product layilin b (gene laynb). The transcript is spliced from 7 exons. Lineage: Eukaryota; Metazoa; Chordata; Actinopteri; Pleuronectiformes; Scophthalmidae. The record is from RefSeq and is a predicted model, not a curated record. Gene Ontology annotation, molecular function: hyaluronic acid binding. The coding region runs from base 143 to 1231 and encodes 362 amino acids.